CGGCCAAACCGAAAAAUGCUGGCUCAUUAUAGCAUACCCCUCGGCAUAAGAAGUAUCGACAUUCGACAUUUUCUUGCGCUCUCUCUCUACUUUCUCUCUCUACACCUGGAGGAACCCAAACUGGUGCCCCAUUGACGAUCUUCUCGAUGCUCGCUUUCUCUCUCAUCGCUUCAUAAUCUCUCUCUCCCUCCGCCCCAUUCUUUCUCCUCUCACUCCAAGAACGACACUCCCAAGUCCUUCAUUGCUCACUCUGAUUGUCUCUCCGAUUUAUAAUUUGUUUGGAGCUAUUGAAUUGAAGGUCCCUUUGGUUAUUUGGUGGAGAAUUGAGAAUGGCUUCACUUUCUCAUUCUCCCGUGAAUUUUACUGGAAAUUUGGCUGUUGGAACUUCAGCUUCGGAUCUUCUCCGGAGCUCUAGUAAUAGUGUUAGUGGUGUGCCUUUGAAAACCCUAGGAAGGUUACGAUUGGGCACGAGAAGGAGGGAUUUUAUGGUGACUGCAAAGGUCAGGAAGGGGAAGAAGCACGAGUAUCCAUGGCCAGAUGAUGCGGAUCCAAAUGUCAAAGGUGGAGUCCUUACUCAUCUAUCGCCUUUCAAGCCUCUGAAAGUGAAGCCGAAGCCGGUUACUUUGGACUUCGAGAAACCUCUAAUGAAUCUGCAAAAGAAAAUCGUUGAUGUACAAAAAAUGGCAAAUGAAACUGGUCUGGACUUCAGUGACCAGAUUAUCCUUCUAGAGAAUAAGUAUCAACAGGCUCUAAAGGAUCUCUACACACAUCUGACUCCCAUACAGCGUGUGAAUAUUGCACGUCAUCCAAACAGGCCAACUUUUCUCGACCAUGUUUUUAAUAUUACUGAGAAGUUUGUGGAGCUUCAUGGAGAUCGAUCAGGGUACGAUGAUCCUGCCAUCGUCACUGGUCUUGGAACCAUAAAUGGUAGAAGCUACAUGUUUAUGGGUCACCAAAAGGGUAGAAAUACAAAGGAGAACAUUCAACGCAAUUUUGGGAUGCCCACUCCCCAUGGUUACCGGAAGGCUAUGCGAAUGAUGUACUACGCGGAUCACCAUGGAUUCCCUAUCGUUACUUUCAUCGACACUCCAGGGGCAUUUGCAGACCUCAAAUCAGAGGAACUAGGUCAAGGUGAAGCCAUAGCUCACAACUUAAGAACUAUGUUUGGUCUGAAGGUACCAAUUGUUUCCAUCGUUAUUGGGGAAGGUGGCUCCGGUGGUGCUCUGGCCAUUGGCUGUGCUAAUAAAUUGUUAAUGCUCGAAAAUGCAGUUUUUUAUGUUGCCAGCCCAGAAGCAUGUGCAGCAAUUUUGUGGAAGACUGCCAAAGCCUCUCCAAAGGCAGCUGAGAAGCUCAGGAUAACUGCAGGAGAGUUGUGCAAGCUGCAAAUUGCUGAUGGCAUUGUUCCCGAGCCACUUGGUGGUGCACAUGCAGAUCCAUAUUGGACAUCCCAACAGAUAAAAACUGCAAUCAUUGAGUCAAUGGAUGAGUUUACAAAAAUGGACACACAAGAGUUGCUAAGACAUCGGAAUCUAAAGUUCCGGAAAAUUGGUGGAUUCCAAGAAGGCCUCCCAGUAGAUCCGAAAAAGAAAGUUAACAUGAAAUUGAAAGAAGAACCCAUAGUUCAAAAGCUGGGAAAGACUUCAGAACUGGAGUUGGAAGGUGAGGUUGAGAAACUUAAACAGAAAAUUCUGAAAUCCCAGAAAUCGUCUACAGAGACUCCGGAAUUGGGCCUGAAUCAGAUGAUAGAGAAACUGAAAAGAGAGGUUGACCAUGAGUAUUCUGAGGCAGCUAAAGCCAUGGGUUUGGAGGACAGGAUUGUGAUGUUGCGGGAAGAAUUCGCAAAAGCAAGGAAUUCAAAGGACCAACUCAUGCAUCCAGUUCUAAAGGACAAGAUUGAGAAGCUUAAGGAUGAGUUCAACCAAGUUUUGCCAUCAGCUCCUAAUUAUGUGAGCCUGAAAUAUAAGCUUGACAUUUUGAAGGAAAUAUCCAAUGCCAAGAAUCUCUCAGAGAAGAACAGCAAAGCAGGCUCAUUGAAACAGGAAAUUAAUAACAGAUUCAAAGAGGUCAUGGAUCGGCCUGAUGUGAAGGAGAAGAUCGAGGCACUGAAGGCUGAAAUUGAAAACUCUGGCGUGUCCAUAGUGCAAGAUUUAGACCAGGGGCUGAAGGAUAAAAUUUUACAGGUAAAGGAGGACAUAGAAUUAGAGUUUGCUGAUGUUCUCAAAUCUUCGGGUUUGCAUGUUGAGCUGGCUUCAUUCUCAGACGUCAAGGUUAAGAUAGAGAACUUUAAUGAAGAAAUCAACAAGAGAAUUGAUGAUGUUAUAAAUUCAUCGGAUUUGAAGAACAAGAUUGAGAUGUUGAAAUUGGAAGUAGAAAAGGCAGGAAAGACACCUGAUUUGGAGUCAAAAAGUAAGAUUCAGACUUUGGAGCAACAAAUAAAGGAGAGUUUGGCAGAGGCUAUGAAUUCAUCUGGAUUAAAGGAGAAGCAUGAAGAGCUUAAGGCAGAGAUUUCUGAAGCUGUGGAAUUGUCUGGAGGAUCAGAUGGAAGUUUGGUUAAAGAAAAUAUAGAAGAGAGUUCCAUGUAUGAUGGGUCAGGAGUAGAGAUUAAUUUACAAGCAAACCGUAGCUUUGCCUGAUGUGACGAUGAUUUAGGAACAAACCAUGAGUGGUGGUUGAAAAAUCUGCUGAAACCCUUGCAUUAAUGUCUUCCAGAAAGAAUAUACUUCAAACCCUAGAUCUGUUACCAGCAUUCAGUGUCAUCAUCCACCUGGACCACCUUCCAGAGUCUUCUGCUGCUUUUGCAUCUACAGGAACAUGGGACUGACACACAAUGUCUGCUUAUCUUGAAACUAGAAUUUUCCCAUUUUGAAUCAAUGGAGCCCAUUUAAUUAGCUUCCAUGUUUCUUUUCUUUCUUUCUCUCAAAUUUUUUUUUUUUUUUUUUUCUUUCGUUUUUGAACUUGUUUUUCCCUUAUUUAUAGGGUUCUGUUUUUUCUUGGCUAAACGGUGUUUCUCUUUAUAUUUGAUAGACGCAAACAAUUAUGUAUAAUUAUUCGAGUCGUAAACUAAAUAACAUCUUUUCAGAUAUUGGAAAGAGCAUA
Molecule: messenger RNA, 3096 nt
Organism: Cornus florida
Lineage: Eukaryota; Viridiplantae; Streptophyta; Magnoliopsida; Cornales; Cornaceae
Product: acetyl-coenzyme A carboxylase carboxyl transferase subunit alpha, chloroplastic-like
Exons: 12
Coding region: 330-2633 (767 amino acids)
Biological process (GO): fatty acid biosynthetic process
Cellular component (GO): acetyl-CoA carboxylase complex
Molecular function (GO): carboxyl- or carbamoyltransferase activity; acetyl-CoA carboxylase activity
Source: RefSeq, a predicted model, not a curated record